AUGAGUGCGACGCGCACGGGGCCGAGUCUCGGCGCGCUGCCGCUCACGGCCGUCGUCGCCGUGAGCCUCGGCAAUGGCAUCGGCGCGAAUGGGACCCUGCCGUGGCGCCUGCCGAAGGACAUGGCGUACUUUCGCGCGGCCACGCUGCACGCCGCCGACGUGUCGCGCGAGGACGCGCGCAUGCGCGAGGCUGGGUACGAGCGGCGCGCAGUGCCCGUGAAAAAUGCCGUUAUCAUGGGCCGGCACACAUGGGACAGCAUCCCGCCGCGCUUCCGCCCCCUCCAAGGCCGCAUCAACGUGGUCGUCUCGACGACCAUGGCGCCAAGCGAGCUGGGUACGCCAGGGACCGAGCAGGCCGACACCCUGCUUGCACGCAGCCUCGACGAGGCCGUACAGCUGCUGCAGGAGCGCCGCUACGCACGCUACAACCUGCCCGGGGCGACGGCCGGCACGGCCCUGGGCCGUGCGUUUGUGAUUGGCGGCGCACAGCUGUACCGCACGGCCCUGGCCCAGCGGCCCACCGCUGAUACCUGGAUCCUCGAGCAGCUGCUCGUCACGCGCAUCCUCUCGCCUAUCGAUGAGCAUACUAUGGACGUGUUCCUCGAAGAGUUUCGCUCGCCAGUGCAGCGCGCCAGGGACGAGGCCACCGCGCGCACGCUUCCCCAGGAGCUGCUGGCCGACGGCGAGGCGCACGAGUCAAGGUGGCUCCUGGUUCCCAGGGACGAGCAUGCGCGCCUCGUUCCCCCCGCGCAGGCCGACCUGCUCGGCCGCGUCGUAGACGACAAGGGCAUCGCCGUGCACUUUCAGUCUCUCAUGGCCGACGACGCAGCGGCACCGCCGGUCGCGAGCGAUGCGGCGCGCACGCGCGAGCAGGCGAAGCAGUGGAAGAAGGAGCGCAAGCUGCAAGCGCAGAAAAAGACGCCAAUGCCACAAGAAGCGCCGCCCGCCAAGGCGCAGGGCCGCGCGGGAGACCCACCGCAGGUGCAGCUGUCCAAGACACUGGCCUACAUACUGCGCCACGGCACGCAGAAGGAGCACCUCGAGGUGCGUGCCGAUGGCUAUGUGCGCCUGGAUGCUGUGCUUGCGCGUCCGCGUAUUGGGAAGAUUGCGAUGGACGACGCGGGGCGCGCGCCGACGCACGACGACGUCGAGGCCGCCGUGCACGACAAUGCCAAGAAGCGCUUCGAGCUGACGAGCGGCUCGGACGCGUCGCCCGCCGACGAGGGUACGGGCACUCGAUCGCGGCCGUCACAGACCUGUCGCACACAUCGCUGA
This is a messenger RNA of Malassezia sympodialis ATCC 42132, 1275 nucleotides long. RefSeq lists its product as uncharacterized. Gene Ontology annotation, molecular function: tRNA 2'-phosphotransferase activity; dihydrofolate reductase activity. The coding region runs from base 1 to 1275 and encodes 424 amino acids. Gene Ontology annotation, biological process: tetrahydrofolate biosynthetic process; tRNA splicing, via endonucleolytic cleavage and ligation. NCBI's taxonomy places the organism in Eukaryota, Fungi, Basidiomycota, Malasseziomycetes, Malasseziales, Malasseziaceae. The transcript is spliced from 3 exons. The record is from RefSeq and is a predicted model, not a curated record.